AAAUUUGCUACAUCAUUUGAAGGCUGAAUGCCAUGCAUAACGGCGACGUGAUCCUCCUCGUGAAUUCUUUAGUAUCAUCCUGCUUCUACAUGCUAGUAUUAUAUAAAAAAUAACGGGCGAUUAUCUUUUAGUUCCAGACGAUGAUUCAAUUUUGUUCAAGUUUUUGUAAAAGACCCCACUCAACUGCAUGCGUGUUUGGUAAAAGAAAACAUUGACUUUGACCAUUUUUGUACAAUUAAAUAUUGUUGUUUACUUUACGUCCAGGAAAUGAAGGCUACAUACGUUUUUCACGCAGAAACAACCUAACGUUACUUAGUCAUCCAUGCAUUGCAAUCCCAGUUGAACAAUUAUGGUCACCCAUUCAAACCGUUCAGAAAUCAUAUUUCCAAGAAUGGCUAUCUUCAGUCAUGGUCUCACCCCUGCAGAUAAUGACCGAUCGAGCCAAUCACAUCAGCGUCGCCAUGAUUGAAGACGUCACGUCCACCAACGGGACGCCCAGGAUCAAAGUCAUAACCAGCAGCACCAUGGUGGAGCUGAACAAGCUGCAGCCCCGGGGCUCCACGGUCAGUUUCCACAGCAUCCAGUACAAGGUGAAGCUGAAGACUGGACCGCUCUGCAAGAGGAAGAACACUGCCAGGGAGAUACUGGUGGACCUCAAUGGCAUCAUGAGACCGGGUCUAAAUGCCAUUCUAGGACCCACUGGAAGUGGAAAGUCCUCGUUCCUGGAUGUUCUAGCAGCCAGGAAGGACCCCUCUGGUCUCUCAGGGGAGGUGCUGAUCGACGGGGCGCCACAACCACCCAACUUCAAGUGCCUCUCCGGCUAUGUUGUCCAGGACGACGUGGUGAUGGGGACUCUGACGGUGAGGGAGAACCUGCGAUUCUCUGCAGCGCUGCGUCUGCCCCGCUCCGUGCCCCAGAAAGAGAAGGAGGCCAGGGUCAACGACCUCAUCACCGAGCUAGGCCUCACCAAGGUGGCCGACGCUAAGGUUGGUACCCAGAUGAUCCGGGGGAUCUCUGGAGGGGAGAGGAAGAGGACCAACAUCGGCAUGGAGCUCAUCAUCGACCCCUCUGUUCUCUUCUUGGAUGAACCCACCACGGGCCUGGACGCUAGCACCGCUAACUCUGUCCUGCUGCUGCUCAAAAGAAUGGCCAAUCAGGGACGCACCAUCAUCAUGUCCAUCCACCAACCGCGUUACUCCAUCUACCGGCUGUUCGACUCCCUGACCCUGCUAGUUAGCGGCAAACAGGUGUACCAUGGGCCGGCCCAGAAUGCACUGGACUAUUUUGCCGACAUAGGUUACGCCUGCGAGGCCCACAACAACCCAGCCGACUUCUUCCUAGACGUCAUCAACGGAGAUUCUACUGCCACUGCUAUGAACAAGAUUCAGGGAGAAGACAUUGACUUUGAGGAGCUGAGUGGCUCCAGGCAGACCAUCGAGGAGCGUCUAGUGGAGGAGUACAGGAACUGCUCCUACUUCAGAGACACCCAGGUCGAGCUGGAGAGGAUCACCCAGGGAAAGCAGUACACCACCAAGCCCACGUCCCGUACCAUCACCUACAACAGCUCCUUCUUCACCCAGCUCCACUGGGUCCUAGGCAGAACCUUCCGGAACCUGGCGCUGAACCCCCAGACCUCCGUCGCACAGCUGGGAGUCACCAUUUUUCUGGCUCUUAUUGUGGGCGCCAUUUUCUUCGGGGUGAAGGACGACCAGAGUGGAAUACAGAACAGGAUUGGUGCUCUUUUCUUCAUCACCACCAACCAAUGUUUCAGCACGCUGUCCGCUGCCGAACUCUUCAUCACAGAGAGGAAGCUGUUUGUCCAUGAGUACAUCAGCGGGUAUUACAGAGUCUCGGUCUACUUCCUGUCCAAGAUCCUGUCUGACAUCAUCACCCUGCGCACCAUCCCCGCCAUCAUCUUCAGCUGCGUGGCCUACUUCAUGAUAGGUUUCAAAACCACUCCGGCAGCCUUCUUCAUCUUCAUGUUCACCGUGACCCUGGUGGCCUACACAGCCACCGCCAUGACCAUGGCCAUCUCUGCCGACCAGAGUGUGGUGGCAAUGGCCAACAUCUUCAUGACCAUCAGCUUCGUCUUCAUGAUGAUCUUCUCAGGUCUGCUGGUGAACCUGCCCAGUAUCAUGAACUGGCUGGCCUGGUUGAAGUACCUCAGUAUCCCUCGCUACGGUCUAACUGCCCUGGAGAUCAACGAGUUUGUGGGGCUGAAGUUCUGUGAGGACCCUGCCAUUCACACCACCAUGUCUCCUGCCUCUGGCAUGAUGACCAACUGUAGUAUGAACACUACUCACGCUCUCGGGAUGUGCACAGGGGAACAAUACCUGGACUACCUAGGAAUAGAAUACACUACAUGGGGCCUAUGGGAAAACCACGUUGCCUUGGCGAUAAUGACACUAAUUUUCCUGGUCAUUGCGUAUCUGAAGCUGCGGUUUAUUAAGAAGUUCACAUAAGAAGUGUCUUACUUUGCCUUACAAUUCACUCCUCUGUGGUUAUAUCAAUGACAAACUGCCAGUAGUUUCUCUCUCCAUACACAUGAAGCAGUGUGCCUAUGGUUUGCACUGAGACAGGUUAAAUGGGUAGUUCAGCCAAAUUACAUAUUCACAUUCAUUUCCUGGACAAGUGGAGACUGCAAUCCACGCUUUGGCUUUGCUGAACUAGCUACACUAGCACUGUAAAUGAGUAAUUUGUCUGAACUGUCACUUUAACGUUCAAUAUCUAUGCAUGAAUGUACGUUUUCACCACAUGAAUAUUAAUGUGGAAUCUCUGCCCUCCAGUAGCCAUUGUUCUCAUGUUGACUGCUGUGUUUAUUUAGUAGCAUUUGUUCCAGUCUAGUACGAGACUAUGCCUUGGAAUUUAGUUAAUCGUUUCUAUUUAUAGAGGAACUGAACUCAUUUAUUUGAAAAAUUAUGUUGAAUUAUGUUUAUAUGUAAAAAAUUAUGAAUGACUUUUAUUAGUGCUUUUUUUGUGUGUAAUCAUUGAAGUGUUUGUUUCUAUUGUGUUUAUUACCUUUAUCUAUACUAGUUUUUGGAAACAAUGCUUUUAUAAACAUUUUCAUGUAACUGCGAGUGGUAAUUAUGUACCUACCAACGAUGUAUAGCCAAAAUCAAUGAUACCAACGUGGUUCCAAUGGACCAUAUGCAAUAAAUGCCUGACUCCUUGAACACA
Salmo salar (Atlantic salmon) is the source of this 3177-nucleotide messenger RNA. The record is from RefSeq and is a predicted model, not a curated record. Lineage: Eukaryota; Metazoa; Chordata; Actinopteri; Salmoniformes; Salmonidae.